This is a messenger RNA of Didymodactylos carnosus, 1268 nucleotides long. Lineage: Eukaryota; Metazoa; Rotifera; Eurotatoria; Philodinida; Philodinidae. The record is from the annotation of a GenBank genome assembly.
AUGGCAGUCUUGCCGAAGGACAAUUUAAUACGAAGUUUAUUGGGAAUGAUAAUAAUUUCUGAUGAAUUUCUCGAUCAACUAAAAUCAUCCAACAAGUCAACUGCGUCCGCUAGUAUCUAUCUAUCGUACAAUUUACCCAGAAGUAUAGAUGAUAAAAUUUUACAAAAAUUAAAAGAAUUUCGUGAGACUUCUUACAGAGGAGCAUGUCAUUCAGCUGCGAGACAUAUUGAACAUUUGUUUGAAUUUGCAUCACGUAUAUUACAUGAAAAUUUUCGCCAACAUAUCUUUCUUUAUACAAAAGAAUUAUUCCAUAUAACACCGAGUGAACAGUACGUUGAGCAGUUAGCUAAACGUGUUCAACAAAUACUCAAUAUUCAUCGUGCAUUGUAUUUAGCAGUAAUCGGAAAACUUUUACCACACGUUUUAUAUGAGAAAAUUGAAUUAAUACUGAAGUUCUAUCAGUCGCAUCGGCAUUUAAUAAAUGCAAAGACACGUCGUUUCAUAGUUGACUGCGUCGAAAGUGAGAAAAAACAGACUCGAAAGGAAGAAUGCGAUGUAGUAAUUGGUAUAAAAUUAAAAUUUUGGCCUCAGAUAACUCAUUCGCGUUUGAAUUACCUACGUCAGAAUAAACAUCGAAUUUAUGAUAUUAUUAAAAAUGGAAUUGUCUAUUUAAUACCAAAAUGGUGUGGACGUACAAGUUUGAAUGACGAUGCACCCUAUGAAUUCCGUUACUCUUUUUCAGAAGUUGAAGGGCUAUUGGCUAAUAGUCGCACAGUAACGGAGCAGACAUUGAAUAAAAUCGCUCGUGCAAUAUUCUAUAAGCAUAUAAGAAAACUGAACUCUGAGGACGAAGCUGACAGCGAAAACACACCAAAUUAUGUGAAAUCAUAUUUCAUAAAGACAUGUGUCUUAUGGAUAUGCGAAGAAAAUAAUAUUUAUAAACAAAAUUUCGAUGAACACCAAUUAACGACGAUGUUUAUUGAAUACGCUAAAGAAAAGCUAAAAUCAAACUACUGUGCACAUUACUUUAUUGAAGGUAUUAAUAUUUUAAAUGACUACGACCAAAAAGUGAUGAAUGAUGUUCAUGAAAUCCUUUGCAAUGUUCAACAAGAAGCAAAGGACAAAACAGACGAAAAGGGAAUUGAACCAGAGAUGACUAUUUGUGCAAAUAUUUUUGAUUUGGAAGUACAACAACUCUGUGAACUUAUUGAAAACUUUCGUCGUUCACAAUCCAAGCAUUUCGGUAGUUAUGGACCUUUGUAUCUGGA